GUUGAAGUGUUGUAUUUUGCAGUAAGUGCUGAAAUAACAGGAAUUCGUUCAGAGACCAUUUCUGUGCCACAAAAAAUAAAAGCAUUACAGCUGUGGAAUGAGAUAGAAACACGCCAUCCUGGGUUGGCUGAUGUCAGAAAUCAGGUGGUAUUUGCUGUCCGUCAAGAAUAUGUCGAGCUUGGAGAUCAGCUCCUCCAGCUACAAUCAGGAGACGAAAUUGCCAUUAUCCCCCCCAUUAGUGGAGGAUAGUGCUUUUGAGACACUUGGGAAAGAUGUGAAUGAAGUUGAAGGGAAAUCUAAAGACAUAAUAAAACUCACAUCUGAGAAGCUUUCCAUAGAUGAAGUCUCACGGCUGGUGAUUUCUCCACUCUGUGGUGCAAUAUCCCUAUUUGUAGGGAUUACAAGGAAUAACUUUGAAGGGAAGAAAGUCAUUAGCUUAGAAUAUGAAGCAUAUCUACCAAUGGCGGAAAAUGAAAUCAGAAAAAUUUGUAUUGACAUUAGGCAAAAAUGGCCAGUCAGACACAUAGCAGUAUUCCAUCGACUUGGCUUAGUUCCAGUGUCGGAAGCAAGCAUUGUCAUUGCUGUGUCCUCAGCCCACAGGGCUGCAGCCCUCGAAGCUGUGAGCUAUGCCAUUGAUACUUUAAAAGCCAGGGUGCCCAUAUGGAAGAAGGAAAUGUAUGAAGAAUCAUCAUCAUCUUGGAAAAGAAACAAAGAAUGCUUUUGGGCAACCAGUGAUUAAAUCAUUUAUGGUUUUUAGAGUCCUAAGAUCUUAUUUUGAUAAAUUUUUAUCUUUGAUCACGUUUUGAUUUUUCUUCUCCAGAAAAUAGUGUACUGAUGCGUAAAUGAGUGGAAAAAAAGAGAGAAAAGUAAAAUAAAGUGUGUUUAGAAUGAGGGCUUAUAUGGGAACUAGAGACAGAGGAAGGACUUUAGGAAAAGAAUGGAAGAAUAAUUUAAGUUUGAGGAAGGAUACUUGUGGUAGGCAUAUUAUUCCAUGACUAAGUUCUGAUUGUAACUUACACUGAAGUGUGGCCCCCUUCUCAGUGACUGUGUCUCAGAGGCUGCCCCCAGCCCCUCACCCCUAUACCCAGUGAUGUCAUUGUUAUCAGGGGUGCAUUAUAGGAAUAUUGGCAGAACUGGAAGUUACAAAGGUCUUUACCAGACACUCUUGAUAUGAUGUAUUUUUAGAAUCUAUGUAUUUUAAAAAUAAGCUAAAUAAACACAUGAUUUUAAAGUUUAAAAGCUGUAUUUACCUAUUUUUAAAAAUUCAGUAAUAGCUAUUUCAAAAUAUGGAGAUUUCUAUUAUUUCAGAAUGUGUAAUCUUACCAUAAUACCUACUGUAUUUCGUUAGUUAUUAGUAUUGUAUCAAUACAUGAAUUAGCUGAAAAUUGUAAAACCAGGCAAACUAACUAGCAACAAGGAUGCUUUGUGCUAUAAUGUUAGUUAUAAAAUUGGAUCCACAAUCAACUGAAAGGGAAAAUUAUAUAAUUAUUUAGUAAAAGCAUUUUCAGAUCAUUUUUAAUUGCUCAAGUAACCUUGUCAUUAGUGAAGUUGUUAAUAAAGCUGUGCUUUCUGGAAUCUUUA
Molecule: messenger RNA, 1581 nt
Organism: Vicugna pacos (alpaca)
Lineage: Eukaryota; Metazoa; Chordata; Mammalia; Artiodactyla; Camelidae
Gene: MOCS2
Product: molybdenum cofactor synthesis 2
Biological process (GO): Mo-molybdopterin cofactor biosynthetic process
Cellular component (GO): cytosol; molybdopterin synthase complex
Molecular function (GO): molybdopterin synthase activity
Source: RefSeq, a predicted model, not a curated record